Magnusiomyces paraingens is the source of this 1329-nucleotide messenger RNA. RefSeq lists its product as uncharacterized. The coding region runs from base 1 to 1329 and encodes 442 amino acids. The record is from RefSeq and is a predicted model, not a curated record. NCBI's taxonomy places the organism in Eukaryota, Fungi, Ascomycota, Dipodascomycetes, Dipodascales, Dipodascaceae. The transcript has a single exon.
AUGAAUUUUCAAAAUAUCUCUUCAGGUUACCCGCCAAGCUCUCCUCGUUCAAAGUCGUUAUCCAAUUCCGGCCCUUCAAGUCCCGAAAUGAGUGCAACUAUAGACGGCACUACUCAUGGCAAGUUUACACGGUUUAAAAUCAAUAAUUUGCUAAGCUCAGAAUCAGAAAGCUACCAGCAGACCGAUGAGUACAUAUAUCAUCAGAAUCCUGAUUUAAACCAAAAGCAGCAAAGAAUUGACAGCCAAGAUAUUAUCAACUUUAGACAAACAAGUAAUUCAUUUGAAAGUAGUAGUGAGACGAGUGAUGCGGAAGCUCCAAGUGCAUCUUCAAGCCCUCAAAGCAAAAAUAAAACGAAAUCCAGUAAAACAACUCGUUUGUUGAGAGGAACAGAUCCAUUGUCAAAAAAACACCAUGAAUUAGACCUCAAAAGGUCAAUGGCUUUAGUAAUACUUAGUGGAUAUAGUCUACGUCAAGCUGCAUCUGCUACUGGUGUGUCUCACGAGACUUUAAGACGAAGACUGAGAAGUUUGAAGCAAAAGACAGACAAAUCUUCAGGAUCCAGUAAAAAGCUUUUUAUCUCAGCAGAAAGAUUUGACUGUCAAGCACCUUUAAGUUACCAGAAUCAGACCCAACAGUCAAGCUUACCGGAUCAAAACAUAAGUAAGGGUGGUUUUCAAUCUGAAGAGGGCCUCAAUAACCAGUGCACACCAGAAGCCCUAAAGCCGAUUUUAUCAGGUCCACAUUCGGCAGUAGAUUACAAAAAUAAUGGGCCAGAGUCUGAAAAUUCUGCAGUAGCAGAAGAUAGCAAAAAAUUAAAACUUAAAGACUUAGGGAUUGAUGGAAAACGCACAGCAAAACUCAAGAAUGAACUUGAUAUUUUUGGACGGCUAUUUCGUCGCGAAUUAAGUCAAAAAGCGCCAGAGCUGCAAGAUCGAUUAAUGGGAGAGUAUGAAAAAAUUAAGCGUCACGUUUACGACUACACAUCUCACACAACAGAAUCUUUGCAAAUGGCCAAAGCAAUGAUAUUUGAUGAUAUUAAGCAGUACGAAUGGAGAUACUUCCAUUCUAAGAGUGUCAUGGAUUUGACUGAAGCUGACCUCUCUUUAGUCAUGUCACCUGAAGACCUCAUCCCUCCAGUAAAUAAAGAAAUUCCAGGAAUUAGUACUUCGUUUCAUCAUGAGGAUUUUUCUGACUCUCAACAAAGUUUGAAUGAGAGUGAAGCCUCACAGCAAUUCCUUGGAACAAGCCCAGAAACAAACACGAGAGAAAAUGACAAUGUGAGAAGGGUAACUAGCAUUAGUAACAUUAUAAAUAAAGUGGAUUAUUAG